Molecule: messenger RNA, 2199 nt
Organism: Penicillium coprophilum
Lineage: Eukaryota; Fungi; Ascomycota; Eurotiomycetes; Eurotiales; Aspergillaceae
Product: grainyhead-like protein
Exons: 5
Biological process (GO): regulation of transcription by RNA polymerase II
Cellular component (GO): nucleus
Molecular function (GO): DNA-binding transcription activator activity, RNA polymerase II-specific; RNA polymerase II cis-regulatory region sequence-specific DNA binding
Source: RefSeq, a predicted model, not a curated record
GGUGAGUUGCCACGCUCAAAUGGUCAUAAGUUUAAUGGCUUCAUUUCUUACUGUAUCUCUCUGCGCAACAGGAAAAACACUCAGAAGCCUGAUGGUGAAUUCAUCAGUCGCUUCCAGCAAGCAUUUUCAGACAUUGUCCCUCGGCGAGACAGCCCGAGUUUGUCAAAUACAGACUCGCACAAUGUGAGAGCAGCAGAAACUGUGAUGGCCUCAAGAAUGACCGAGAACAGCGAUGUGAAAAUGGAGAGUCAUGAUAUCAAGUUCCCCAUCACCAACAAUGAACGCACUCCCCGAAAUAUGCAUGAAUUGGGGUUGACACCCUCGUGGAUGGAAUCCGCUUCAUAUUCCAUGAUGCCUUCCGCCAACCAUCACCCAGGCUUUUAUACCCCAACAUCUGGCGGGAUGGGUGCAAUGUUUCAUAAUCAGGCCGGCGACUUGCAUACUCCAACAGGGAUGCACUUGAUCAAUCCACUCUCGGGGAUGUCAGCUAUACACAAUUAUCACAGCAGCGGAUUCGAGCCCUUCCACCCGCAGUUCAUGAAUUCACUGCAUGAUAUGAACCAAUAUACACAGCAGCCAUCAUAUGCGCCCAGCGCAUUCAUGCACCGUGACCCCGGAUACGACGCCAUGGAUGAUACACUCGAUGACUCUUCCUUGAAUGGUGCACAUGUCGAAACAGCAUCCAACGUGACGGCUUCUACAGAAUUAUCGGCUCAAACGGCUGGUGACAUGUCAUAUGCCAAGGGCGAAAAAUUCCGCUUCCAUGUUUCUCUACGAGCACCGACCGCCAUGGUGAAGCACCUGAGUGAAAUUCCCGUGACCUAUCUCAAUAAGGGCCAAGCAUACAAUCUCUCAGUUACCGACACGAGCCCCCCAAUGAUCAACCACGAACCGCUUCGUUAUAGAACAUUUGUCCGUGUUUCCUUUGAAGAACAAGAACAACGAGCGAAACCAUCAACAUGUUGGCAACUAUGGAAGGAAGGUCGUGGCACCACAGAAGCCCAUCAACGGGGCGGAAAAUUAUUAGCUGUUGAAUACGUGGAUCCUUUACAAGGAGGCGGUGAUGCCCACAGGCAUCGACAGGUACAAGUCGAGAGUAUGACAGUUGACGGUUUCUGCGUCACUUGGACUGCCAAUCCAGCGACCGGCGCAUCGGAUUGUAAUAUCCCCCUGCGAUUCAAUUUCCUUUCUACAGAUUUCAGUCACUCCAAAGGGGUGAAGGGAAUUCCCGUCAGAUUGUGCGCCAAAACCGAGCUCUUAUCCCCGGGCGAGGAUGCAGGUGUAUCGCGCGAUGUGGAGCUGUCUUACUGCAAAGUAAAGCUUUUCCGGGAUCAUGGUGCUGAGCGGAAGCUGUCCAAUGACAUCGCGCAUGUCAAAAAGACCAUCGAUAAGCUUAAGCAGCAGGUCUCCCAAGCUGAACUGGGUGGUGGGAUCCGACACUAUGAAGCCGAGUCACAAGCGAACUUGGUCGAUGGACUCGGACGAUGCCCCCCAGAGAGAGUCUCCUUGGAAGAUGAUCUUCAAGCCAAGUUGGCUACGAUGCAAGAGAUGUUUUCAUCUACUCGCACAGUGAGCGUUUUCGGCUUACGCGGUGAAAAAUUCGAUGAUCCCGACCUAUAUCCUAUUCACUUAUUGGGUGAUGGCGAUUCCCCUCAUUAUGGGGGUAUAAGCCGUUCAAGCACACGUGAAUUGGAGACUAUGAUUCCCUCGCCCCCCAACACCAAUACCUCUUCUUCGAAUUCGCCGCCUAUUCAUGCACUCCGAUUAAGCAAGUGCCCAACCACCAUCCAGAGAAUUCCUACUGGUGACCAAGUCUCAAGGGGCUUUAUAGAGGCCGUGGGUAUAGACUCGACCUACCGGCCUCCGGCGGAACGCCUUCCCAAACCGAUUGCAUGCUUUUAUGUUCGAUUCGCUGGAAAUGCGAAGCGCUCAGAAGAUUAUUACCGUGCAAUUUAUUUGACGGAACGCACCGCUCGAGACUUCGCGAAACAAAUUAGCGAGAAAUUCCACAUCGAUCCGAUCCGAAUUUCAAAUAUCACGCAUGCCAAUCAGAAAGGUAUGCGAGUCCUCGUUGAUGACGAUCUGGUCCGCCAUCUUCCAGAAGGUCAAGACAUGAUCGUCGACAUCGAAGCACCAGGUCCCAAUGGCAGUGCUCCUAACACACCAGGAUCUGCCAUUGAGAUCAAAUUAACCUAUUAA